AUGAACAACCCAGUCUAUGGUUUAAUCAUAGGUAACAUAAAAGGUGCAAGAGAUCCCUCUGACCCUGAUCCUGAUCCAAAAUGGGACAAUGGAAGAAAUAAUGAAGUUGAGGAAAACGAUACACAUGACUUGGUGGAAGGCUCAGCUGUACAGACAAGAGGUCAAGUACAGAAGGAAAAGGAAAAGUACAAAACGUUAAAGGUAACUAGUAUCACAGACAAUUUCACUUCAGUGGAUGAUAUGAUAGUUGCACAAAAUGAGGACGCUACACUGGAUAAGUAUCGGGAAUACGCAAAUACUGGUGUUAAGAAGUUCACAGGACAACAGAAUGUGUCGUGGUUUGUCAUUGAAGACGGUCUAUUGUUCCGAUAUUUCCAGUCUCCGAAGGUCACUCAGUUGGAAAUGGUGUAAUGCGACCUAAUAAUGACAAGCUUGAGGCAAUCAAGAAAGCCCCUCGCCCUGAAACCAAGAAACAGGUACGUUCUUUCUUGGGACUGAUUGGUUAUUACCGCAGGUUUGUUCCCAACUUUGCGGCAGUUGCUUGUCCUUUGACAGAUUUGACAAAGAAAGGUACCCCAAAUAAAGUCGAAUGGUGUGAUGAACACGAGAGAUCAUUUAUGAAUUUAAAGUCAUUGCUUUUAUACGCCCCAAUACUUAGACUCCCUGACUUUAACAAAGACUUCUUUCUCAGAACCGAUGCUUCCGACUACGGAAUAGGUGCUGUUUUGUUGCAGAAGCAUGAGAAAAUGUUCCCUGUCGCAUAUGCCAGUAGAAAGUUGAA
Saccostrea cuccullata (small rock oyster) is the source of this 781-nucleotide messenger RNA. RefSeq lists its product as uncharacterized. NCBI's taxonomy places the organism in Eukaryota, Metazoa, Mollusca, Bivalvia, Ostreida, Ostreidae. The transcript is spliced from 2 exons. Bases 1 to 411 code for a protein of 136 amino acids. The record is from RefSeq and is a predicted model, not a curated record.